AUGCCAACAAGCCCGCUUCGCCACCUAUGGACUCUGGCUUCGCAAUCGAGCAUCGACAUCGCAUUCUACGAUCCCCGCACUCUAUUACCCUGGGUGGUUGUUGAUGGCGAAACCUCCCAGAGCAUUCGCCAGUCGCCGGCGUGGCGAGGCGGCUGGCGUGGGAACCUGGCGAAUGGUGGCGAGACUGGCGAGACGGAUAUUUAUUCAAAGUUAUCAUCGGUUCACCUUACACAAAGGUCGUUGGAUGGCAAGAUCCACCAUAUCCGAAGCGUCCAAUUGCCCGAUGCGCUCAAUGACAAUGAUGCGGACCUGUUUACCUAUGAAUGCUGUGGAAGGGGUGGCGGAAAUGAGUACGGUAAGUCAAAUUCCUCUUGGGUACUCGGGCAGUUAUACACACCGAAUUAUGACGGGAACGACGGCUCGAUGCAUCAUCCGACCAUCCAUCGCGAUGCUCCAUGCGAGCGGCUAAACACUUCAGGAGAACGUUUGCCAGGGAAGUUUGCGAGAGGGUUUUUCGAAAUUCUAUACACCGCUAUCCCUCUCCUCGACUACGUUUUGGAAGUCUACGUUACACUCCAUAUGGAAGGAAUGCAUGGCAAGUUGAAGUUCGUGACUGAGGAUUCCUCAUACCGACAUCUCUCCCUCGAUAACUUCCCUUCUCCCCCGUUUUAA
Molecule: messenger RNA, 672 nt
Organism: Laccaria bicolor S238N-H82
Lineage: Eukaryota; Fungi; Basidiomycota; Agaricomycetes; Agaricales; Hydnangiaceae
Exons: 8
Coding region: 1-672 (223 amino acids)
Source: RefSeq, a predicted model, not a curated record